AUGGCAUCCGCACCUACUUCGCAUUUUUCGCAUCUUCCUGUCGUUCCACUAGAUUCGAUAUAUGCCAUCAAGCAAGCCUAUGCAGCCGACAAGCACAAUCGCAAAGUCAUCCUAGGAUCAGGAGUGUACAGAGAUGAUCACGGUGAUCCUUGGGUUCUUCCUGUCGUGCGAGAGGCUGAGCGCAUGCUGGAAGCCACAAACGAUGCCAGCCGCUAUGAAUACCUUCCCAUAACAGGAUCCGCACCUUUCCAUGAUGCAGCUCGGGAUCUGGUAUUUGGGUCGCUGGGAAGUGACGUUGAAAGAGUAGUGUCCAUCCACACAAUCGCAGGCACAGGGGCGAACAGCCUUGGUGCUCGGUUUCUGAAAGACACCUUGAAUCCUAACUCAGUGUGGCUUCCAGAUCCUACGUGGGUCAAUCAUCACAAUAUCUGGAGUUCGGCUGGCGUCCAAGUGAGGUAUUAUCCGUACUGGGACGUAUCAAGCAAGUCUUUGACAUUCGGAGACAUGAAGCGCAUGUUGGAGACGCACGCUAGGCCGAAGGACGUCGUCGUCCUGCAUGCUUGCGCCCAUAAUCCAACUGGAGUCGACCCUACCAGGGGACAAUGGAAAGCCAUUGCAGACGUAUGCGAACGGAAAGGCCUGUUCCAUUCUUCGACUGUGCCUAGUAAAUGCGUACCACCAUUGGGCUGGGAAGCCAUUUCACGGCUAGGGACUAAUGAAAGUGACAGUCUUGGGUUCGCCACGGGUGACCUCGACGCCGAUGCUUGGUCGAUUCGGCACUUCCAGUCUCGAGGGACUCUUGAAUUGGCUGUAGCGCAAUCUUUCUCGAAGAAUAUGGGUCUCUACGGCGAGCGAGUCGGCGCGUUGCAUUUGUGGAUGGCAUCGAAGGAUGCAGCGGAUAAAGCUCGAGGCCACUUGACUCGAUUGCAGAGAGGUGUAGUCUCGACACCACCGAAAAGAGGAGCAAGGAUAGCUACUCUCAUCAUGCUCACUCCGACUUUGCUUGAAAAGUGGAAGAUCGAUCUGCAAGUUAUGAGCUCUCGAAUCAAGAUGAUGCGGCAGGCGCUUCAUGAUGAAUUGGUGCUUCGGGCUGCGCCUGGUGAUUGGAAGCACAUCAUCUCGCAGACUGGCAUGUUUUCGUACACCGGGCUGACUCCAGAGCAAGUGGAAAAGAUGCAGGCCGAGAGCCAUGUAUACAUGCAUGAGUCUGGAAGGAUGUCCGUGGCAGGCUUGACAACUGCGAAUGUGCAAUAUGUGGCGGCUGCUGUACACGCCGCUAUUGCAGUCGACGCUCCCACAGGUGGAAACAAGAGUCCAUCAGCAAAGUAG
This is a messenger RNA of Zasmidium cellare ATCC 36951, 1329 nucleotides long. RefSeq lists its product as uncharacterized. Lineage: Eukaryota; Fungi; Ascomycota; Dothideomycetes; Mycosphaerellales; Mycosphaerellaceae. Gene Ontology annotation, cellular component: cytosol. The transcript is spliced from 4 exons. Gene Ontology annotation, biological process: L-aspartate biosynthetic process. Bases 1 to 1329 code for a protein of 442 amino acids. The record is from RefSeq and is a predicted model, not a curated record. Gene Ontology annotation, molecular function: pyridoxal phosphate binding; L-aspartate:2-oxoglutarate transaminase activity.